Chiloscyllium plagiosum (whitespotted bambooshark) is the source of this 1036-nucleotide messenger RNA. Its product is annotated as immunoglobulin lambda-1 light chain-like. NCBI's taxonomy places the organism in Eukaryota, Metazoa, Chordata, Chondrichthyes, Orectolobiformes, Hemiscylliidae. The record is from RefSeq and is a predicted model, not a curated record.
GGUCAACAGUCAGCUUCAUUUGCAUAAUGAAGAACCAUGUCGUGCGGUGUCACCAUUAAAAGCAUUGAUAAGGCAAAGCGAGACGGGCAAACAAUACUUUCCUGUAACCUGGCGACGUGUCUGAGCCUCACUCAGAUCAUCAUGUUUCAUUGGGAGCGUGUCAUCACAACGUUGCUCAUCGGCGCAGUCUGUUCGAAUGCGGCGGUUACAUUAACCCAACCGAAAUCGAUCUCCAUCGAGCCGCAAGGCACUGUUAAAUUAAGUUGCACCGUCUCUGGCACUUCCUUGGGAAACGGCGACGUGGGCUGGUACCAGCAGAAAUCCGGGAAUACUCCUCGAUUCCUACUCUACCAUGAUCUCAACCGCGAGGUCAAGGGUACGGGGGUCCCCGCUCGAUUCUCUGGGAGGAGUCAAUCGUCAACAAAUGCCGCGUAUUUAACCAUCAGCGGAGUUCAAGCGGAGGAUGACGCCAACUAUUAUUGUGGUUGGGGUAGCUACGGCUUCGGCGGAGGGACCGAACUCACUGUUCUGACCCUGGAAGCGACUCGCCCUUCGGUAUCUCUUCUCCCGCCGUCGCCCGAUCAGAUCUCCGCAGAUGACACAGCGACCCUGGUGUGUCUGGUGAAUCAUUUCUUCCCUGGUUCGGUGGAAGUUUCCUGGAGUGUGGACGGUGAGACCACGGACAGUGGUGUCCAGACUACUCAGGCAGUGCGGGGCACCGACCAGACAUACAGUGUGAGCAGUUAUCUGACCCUGACCGCCGCCCAGUGGAACUCACACGAAGUCUACACCUGCGGCGUUACACACGAGUCUCUCUCAUCUCAGCUCAAGCAAAGCAUCAAGAGAUCAGGCUGCGAGUGACAGGAGAGAAUCCCCCUCCUUUCCACGGGCGCAAACUAUCAUUCAGAAUGUUCAUGUUGGAAAGCAGUGUCCAGUUAUUCGAAACGUAUUCCUUUUCUUCACAAUUUUGCAGAAACGUUAAUGUAUUCGUCUGGAAUUUAAAGUAAUUGCGCAAUAAAGAAUGAUUUUAAUCGUC